Messenger RNA from Caenorhabditis elegans, 1383 nucleotides. It is a transcript of the gene M01G12.7, whose product is annotated as Decapping nuclease. The record is from RefSeq and is marked reviewed. The coding region runs from base 1 to 1383 and encodes 460 amino acids. Lineage: Eukaryota; Metazoa; Nematoda; Chromadorea; Rhabditida; Rhabditidae. Gene Ontology annotation, cellular component: nucleus. The transcript has 4 exons.
AUGGAGACCCAAAAAAUUAGAGUUACUACCAUUGCAUAUUACAGUCGAGAUUCUGAAAUGAACGUUAUUCCUGAUUCACGACCCAAGACGCUCAACAAGAACAGUACGUACUUUGAUCGCCCUUAUCAGACACUUCCGAGUCUAGACGGAGAAUUCGACGAUCUCGGCGGCGGGGAGUUCGACUUGGAAUCAUUUCUUCAGUUCAUUCGUCAGAAGGAUUUAUACGAGGGCAAUUGUAACAAGCCAGAUUUCGUAACAAACAAGAAUCUUCUAGCAACAAUCGCCUCAUUUGUUCCUCCUACCGAAAGCAGUGGAUCUGUUCAACAAAAGGAAAAUAUUCAAAUUCUUGUUGUCCGAGUUGGUGGUGUGUAUUAUUUGGCAAAAUUGUCAAAGGAGAACAAGAAACACCGAUUAUUUGAUUGCUCAUUUGUCUUUGAGCACAUCCUUACAAGAGCUACAGAAGAUGAGAUGCCAAUGGCGAACGGGAUCGUGAAUAAGGGUGUGUUCAAGAUGGAAGUUCCACUUGGAGACGGCACGUUCUGCACAGUUUUAUACACAGGAGAACUGGAUGCGGUUGACGACAGGAAUAAUCAUGUUGAGUUGAAGUUAUUCGAGGGAGGACUCACUGAGCAUGUUUGGAAACGGAGGAGUCAAUGGAUGUUUUGGCAGUCAUUCUUCUCGAACGUCUUGACACUGAUCAUUGGUUCAAGAAAUCAUCCGAGUCUAUUGGAGAUAACUGAUGCGAAAUUCGAUUGGCCGACUAACGUUCUAUACGAUAUCGAAACCCGGAGCAGAGAAGAAAUUCUUGAAGAAGUUGCUAAGAGAUUUGAAGGCACUGAAGACCAUUGGACGAUUGAGGAUGGACAGAAGCGACUGCAGUCAUUCUUUAAUUUGAUCAAAAACUCAGUGAAAAAAGACAGAGACUGCUAUGUUAUUACAAAUGACGGAAGCCAGUGGAAGAUUGAACAGGACCAUCAGAAGUUGGCAGGAACGUUCCGACACGUGGUCGAGCACAUUUUGAAGAGUAAGGGCAAGAUGGAUAUAAAUGGGAACAUAUCGUAUCUUCCUGUACGGGAGGAAUGGGAGAGAUCCCUCAUCGUGAAGUAUCUCUCUGAAAACACCGAGAGUGACGAGACAAAGGCGAAGAAGAUAGUUGAUCGCCUUGGUAGUGGAAUCGGACCCGAGGUUGCAGCGGUACGUUGCAUUGGCCAACCAAGACAUCUCCAAAUUGUGGUGAAUAGUAUUUAUCAACAGAGAAGGUGCUUACGAAAUGUACACAAAAUGAAGACAUCAGAGUUCAACGGAUUUUAUAUCGAGCGGUUUAUUUCAUGGGAAGAACGAAAAGCUUUUCACGAAGACCAAAGGAAUAUGGCUAGAAACUGA